Molecule: messenger RNA, 1638 nt
Organism: Aspergillus alliaceus
Lineage: Eukaryota; Fungi; Ascomycota; Eurotiomycetes; Eurotiales; Aspergillaceae
Product: pyridoxal phosphate-dependent transferase
Exons: 5
Coding region: 1-1638 (545 amino acids)
Biological process (GO): transsulfuration
Molecular function (GO): pyridoxal phosphate binding; cystathionine gamma-synthase activity
Source: RefSeq, a predicted model, not a curated record
AUGAAGUCAUCUUUACCGCACAUGCUCCCGGUGGGAGAGUGCAACCCACCCAAUGAAAAGCAUUCUGUAAGCGUGUCCUUACCGACAUGGGAGUCCGUCGCUGCAUGGGGUCGUCGAGAGCAAUGGUUGUUGGAUUCGAUGCAAACAUGCUAUCCACGGUUUGGCAUGCAUCCAUCUGUACACACACUGAUGGAUGCCGUAUGCACCCGGCUUUGCCUCCCCAAAAAUGUGAGCUGUCUGAUCUUUCCUUCGGCAGAUGCCGCAACAAGGUGUAAAGCCAAAUUAGCAAUUGAACAUCCCGACGAAACUGUUCAAAUAGCCAAAUUUUCACCGCACCCGUCAGCAGGCAGAGAAGCUUUGCGAUGGGCCCCUUUCGUUGUCAUCCUCUUUAGCCAGACAUGUGUCCCCUCAGCUAUGCAUUUCUGGAAAGUGUUCGGGGACGGAAUUGCCGGUCGUCAUGCGGAGUAUUGCCUCGAAGCGCUUCCCUCGAUGGAUUCUCACGCGGAGGACCCUGCACUUGCAACUCCAGCUCCGUGCAGGGAUUUCCCAAAGCGGGAUACUCAAUGGAUCAACUCGGCUGAAGAUGAAAAAGAGUCCAUCCGAAGAUUGAUCGCACGUUUGGUUACUUCCGACCAACCGGGUUGUCACCCUCUCAGCAGUCACGACAUCUUCCUCUACCCAAAAGGAAUGUGUGCCAUUGCGGCAGUGGCCAGGGCUUUAGUGCCUCUAGCCAUCGAUCGCUCUGAAGCGGUGGUUUAUGGAUGGCCAUAUGCCGAAACUCCACUUUGCGUUAAAGAGAGUGAUUACAAACGAUCUACCCUACUCAGUGCUGGAAGUAAAGAAGAGCUUGACGAGCUGGAGUCCUCCCUUGCUGCCGGUCGUCGCAUUCAAAUCUUGUUCUGCGAGGUUCCCUCCAAUCCACAAUUGCGGACUCCUGAUCUGCGUCGGAUUCAUGCCCUGGCUGCGCAAUAUGAUUUCAUUGUCGCGGUCGAUGACACACUCGGUACCUUCGUCAAUAUCGACGUUUUACCCUAUGUUGAUGUGAUUAUGACCAGCUUAACGAAGGUCUUUAGCGGCCUGUGCAAUGUGAUGGGGGGAAGCGUCGUGGUGAACCCCCAAUCGUCCCACUACACCACCAUCCACUCCGCCCUCACAGCUCUGUACGAAGAUAUCUACUUUCCUCUCGAAGCCAUAAUAAUGGCCCAAAACGCCUCCGACUUUGAACAGCGAGUCAAACAAUGUAAUGUUAAUGCUCUCGCAAUUGCUAAUCUACUCGCGACGCAUCCUUCAAUUGCCCAGGUGUACUACCCCAGCCUAGUACCAUCGCGACAGUUCUACGAUCAGGUGCGGCGCAAGGACGGUGGCUACGGAUAUUUGCUUAGCAUUGUUUUUCAUAAAUCAGAGACUGCCGUGCUCUUUUACGAUGCGCUGGACCUUUACAAAGGCCCCAGCGUUGGGACUAACUUCUCCCUGGCGAUCCCCUAUAGCCUGUUGGCGCACUUCCGUGAACAGGACUGGGCAGAAACCGAGGGCGGAAUCGACAAGCAUAUAGUCAGAAUCAGCGUUGGGCUAGAGAGAGAAGACCUCCUGAUUGCGAGAAUCCAGGAUGCACUAAUAGCGGCCACGGCGAGCCACUGA